This is a messenger RNA of Parasteatoda tepidariorum (common house spider), 4314 nucleotides long. RefSeq names its product tyrosine-protein kinase transmembrane receptor Ror2. Gene Ontology annotation, cellular component: plasma membrane; signaling receptor complex. Lineage: Eukaryota; Metazoa; Arthropoda; Arachnida; Araneae; Theridiidae. Gene Ontology annotation, molecular function: transmembrane receptor protein tyrosine kinase activity; ATP binding; Wnt-protein binding. Gene Ontology annotation, biological process: positive regulation of kinase activity; protein phosphorylation; cell surface receptor protein tyrosine kinase signaling pathway. The record is from RefSeq and is a predicted model, not a curated record.
CGCAGUCGCAAAGAUUGCUUUCGAUAUCACAUCGAAGCGUCUGCUGUUCUCAAACGAUCCGAUGGAAGGUGAACGUAGUUUUAUAUGUGGACUACUAAUGUAACCGCGAGUAAAAGCUGAUUGUAGUCGAUUGAUACAAAAUUGCAAAUAACAUCCGAGAGUUUUGUGCACGUGAUUCUUUGUUUUUUAAAGAUUGUGCAUCAUUGUUUUGAGCUUGUGCAUUUAUAAAAUCGUUUUCAUUUGAAUGAGUCGUUUCUGAAGUUUGAUUCAUUCAUAAAAAUGCCGCAUGAAACAACGAUAUGCCGGCUUCUUUGAUGACUGCCUCCGAUAGAUGAGAAAAGCCUUUUAAUUUUGCAAACAUGAUUGACCCGCGGGCCGUGUCAAGGCGAUUGCGGUGGUGUUUAAGUGUACAAACUGUACUGUGUUGUGUGUAUUUAGAAGUAUUUGCUGUGGCCGAUUUAAAUGAAGUUUUAGGUAAACCUAUCAUUUUGGAGGGUCCACGUAACGCUACUGUGCUGUCCGGCUCAAGUGUCCUUUUUCGUUGUGCUGUCGCGGGCGAUCCUAAACCCACCGUCUCGUGGCAAAAGAAUGGUCGUAGUUUGCAUCAUGCUGGUCAUGCCAAUUACAGAAUCUUAGAAAGUGAUGAUUUAAAACUGGACAAUGUCGGCCUGGCUGAUGAUGGCCUUUAUCAUUGCAUAGCAAGGAAUGAAAAGGGAAUGAAUUACUCACUACAAGCCCGGUUACGAGUUGAAGAGCCUGCAAAAUUAAAAGGUAGUCGAAGUAUAUACAAUGUUACUUGGGGCUCCGUAGUUCGAUUAGAAUGUUCAGCUCAAGGAGAACCACCUCCUAUCAUCACGUGGUUUCAAGAGGGUGUCCCAUUGGACGAAUAUAUCUUGGAGGAUCCAGUAUUUACUCAUUCAGAAUUGACUGUGAAUGCAACCCAAACUAUGAGCUUCACGUGCAAAGCAACCAAUUCCCUCCAGAGCCUCAACUCAUCUGUAGUUAGUGAUGUCAAGCACUUCCAAAUAUAUGUAACUCCAAGAGAUGAAGAAGAUUUUUGGGAGGAAGACAACUUCCUUACUGAUGUUCUUGGAUCUGAAGAGGAGGAGGACAUCACUGAAGACGAAGGUCCUCUAACCAACGAAAUUGAAGUGUUUGAGGAAGAAAACAAAUCCUUGGAAGAUAAAAGGCCCUCAGAGGACGCAGAUGGGAGUGGUUCUGAGAAUCCGAAAGAAGAUGGCCCUUUAGGUGGAGGUACUGGGGAGAUACUUGGAUACUGUGCUCCUUAUACUGGCCAAGUGUGUAGGAAGUACUUGAAUGGCUCUGGACAUGUGUAUUACAACUUUACAAGUGAAAAUCAUAUCAUUCCUUUGAAUGAACAGAUAGCAGACGCUUUGUGGAAUGAACUUGUAACAUCAUUAUUCGAACCCUGCAGGAGUGCUGCUGAAGUGAUUCUGUGCCUGUAUGCCUUUCCCAGGUGUGAAUGGGCAGACGGGGUGGCUCGCCUAAAACCUCUAUGCCGGGAAGAUUGCAUAGCAAUCAAAGAGCUUUUUUGUUUAAAUGAGUGGGCUCUCGCCGAAGACAACAAGCAACGAGGCAUAUUUUUCAAAUCUCGUGGACACUUCCGACUUCCUGACUGUCACAACCUACCAACAUUAUCGAAAGGUGGGAAAGAGACCUGUUCUCACGCACAUUUAACAGAUAUGCAACAAGAUGAAAUCACGUAUGAUUGCAUUAGAGGACGAGGUCGCUUUUACCAAGGAACGGCGAAUAUCACUAAAACUGGUAUUCCAUGCCAGAGAUGGGAUGUGCAGGAACCUCAUCAUCACAACCGUCCUCCUAAAGUCUUUCCAGAGGUGCUUAAUUCAGAGAAUUAUUGUAGAAAUGCAGGAGGUGAAGAACCGGUGCCAUGGUGUUACACUAUGGACCCAAGAGUUCGUUGGCAACAUUGCGACAUACCCUUUUGUGAUAACAGCAGCCAGAUUUCUCAGCCGGACACAGAACUCAUUGAUAUUUUCGAGCCACCAUCAGAACCUCUUUUCACACCAACAUUCAUUUUAAUGACGUGUUCCUUGAGCCUGGCCGCUGUGGUCAUUCUUCUAGCCAUUGUCCUUGGUCUCAGGCGCAUCAGACAGAAAUCUUUAAUCCAAUCGCCUGUUCCAGGGUACAUAUCUCCGAACGAACGUGCUCCCCAUUUGAGCAACAAUGACGAUCCUGACGUAGAGAUAGAUCUCGACAAACUGCCUUCGAAUGUGUCCUACCACCGCACACAAGCAAAACUACAUCCGAAACUUGAAAACCUCGAAUAUCCUCGAAAUGAUAUCAUCUAUAUCAGGGACAUAGGACAAGGAGCUUUUGGUCGUGUCUUUCAGGCUAAAGCUCCAGGAUUGGUCAAAGCUGAAGACUUCACUAUGAUAGCUGUCAAAAUGCUGAAGGAUGAAGCAUCUGAUGAUCUUCAGAGUGAUUUUGAACGUGAAGCUUGUUUAAUGGCUGAAUUUGACCAUCCAAAUAUUGUCAAACUUCUUGGAGUGUGUGCCAUUGGCAAGCCUAUGUGCUUGCUCUUCGAAUUCAUGGGUAAAGGAGAUUUAAACGAGUUUUUGAGGUCCUGUUCUCCCACCAACUACAUAAUGCACACCGGCACCGGUAACCUGUUUAGUGAUGUGCGUUUGACGCACCUUGAUCUUACAAACAUCGCCAAGCAGGUCGCAGCCGGAAUGGUUUAUCUUUCUGAAAGGAAAUUUGUACAUCGUGACCUUGCCACUAGAAAUUGCCUCGUCUCUGAAGACAUGGUGGUCAAAAUAUCUGAUUUCGGACUGUCUCAAAAGAUCUAUGCCGCUAACUACUACAAAGGUAAUGAAGAUGAUGCCAUUCCAAUACGCUGGAUGCCUCUUGAAUCAAUCCUUUACAAUAAAUUCAUAAUAGAGUCCGAUGUUUGGGCAUUUGGUGUUGUUUUGUGGGAAAUAUUCACAUUUGCUCUCCAGCCUUAUUAUGGCAUGACCCAUGAAGAAGUGGUCAAGUAUAUCCAGGAAGGUAACACACUGAAGCGACCGGACGAUUGUCCGAAUGAGAUUUACAAGCUUAUGCAGUGCUGCUGGAAGAGAAAGCCAUCUGAUAGACCACCUUUUAAAACACUGUAUAAAUCUUUAGGAACUAUUCACAAUGACCUUUUGAAAAGGCAGUCCAAAGACCAAAGGACUCAUGUGUGAUCAAAGAAUUUAGAAACUUUCAAACGGACCAAAGAGACUGCAGAAGUGAAUCUAGUUUGAAUGCAUGGCUUACUAUUUAAUUUUUGAAACUAAAGAGCGGCUAAAUUUACUGGGGGUGACAUUUUUGUACAAAUCGCUGUACUUUGACAUUUUAAUGUUUUUUUUUUAAUUAUAAUUCCUAUUGAAAUUCCCAGUGAGAUAAGUGGCUUGUGAACGAUUUACCAUACAUCAUUCAUAUCCGCAGGUGAUUGUGAUCUAAGGAAAAUGCAAAACGCGAUGUUUUCAGUGUUUCAGAAAAUAAUAGGUCGUGUCUUAUAAACAUUUAAAAAAAAUGUUAUUAUCACAACAUAAGAAAUAAUCUUAAUUUCAAGUGAUCUCACAAUCUCCAUAUCCAAAGAGCCUAGUCUUCAUGAUUCUAAUAUAUUUCAUUCUGCUUUCUCUUCCAAGAUUGGUUUGUAAAUUUUAUUUCCUUCGAGAUUUAGUUUUAAGAUUUGUGGAAGAUAUGACAUAUAUGUUAUAAGUGAUUUUUAUUCAUAUCAAAAGACAGUCAUCGACUUUGUAAAUAUGUUCAUUUUCAGGCUCGUAAGAAUAUAAAUUUUAGAUUAUUUUUUUAUUGUAACAUAUAACUCUUUCGAAAGAAAACCGUUCAGAAUGUGAUUCUGGAGUUGAGUUGAUUAUUUGUAAAAAUAAGUUCAACUUGACAAUCAUUCUGUGAUUUUACAUAUGACUGUAUUUUGUUAAACAUUAUUUCUAAAAGUGUUUACAUGAGGCACGGAUCUUGACGGCUGGUUUAAAAAAAAUUUUUUUGAACUGAGGCAAAUAAACCCUCAAAAGAGCCCUAAAUAAUUAUAAACAAAUCAUUUUAAAACUGUCAAAUAAUUCGCUGAUUAAUUUUAAGUGAAAACUGUGAGAAAUUUUUUUUCCAAUUUCUUAAAACUGCUGAAUAGUUUUAAUUAGAUACCUUUAAAAAAAUCCGUUUAAUAAUUAUUUAAAAACUGUCUAACUGCACUGCACAGUUGAUCUAAAUUAAAUUUAUUUAAAAUGCGCUAAAUCGUUGUAAUUAAAUUUCAUUCAAAUUAUCAAAAUGCUCUGAAUAAUUGUCAAUUAA